Molecule: messenger RNA, 2328 nt
Organism: Octopus bimaculoides (California two-spot octopus)
Lineage: Eukaryota; Metazoa; Mollusca; Cephalopoda; Octopoda; Octopodidae
Product: angio-associated migratory cell protein
Molecular function (GO): protein binding
Source: RefSeq, a predicted model, not a curated record
UCGCCUGCUCCACCACCACCAAUAACAAUAAAAACAAAAUUAAUAACAACUGAAUAAACAUUAACAUUUUUUUUGUUGAUACAGAUCGAUUAUAAGCAUAAAAAUUGAAUAAAAUAUGAAAAAAAAAAAAAAAAAAGAUUUGAAAACGUCUUUAAAUUUUAUUAGACUAAUACAAUAGAUUGUUUUGUCUUUUUUUAAUAUCGGAACUAUAUUUGAGUCCACACCGUACCAAACAGAUAUGGAGAAUAACCAUGUGAACGAAGGAUUAGAACAAAUUGAAGACGAAAUUGUAAAUAUAAACGAAGAAGACAUCGAUCGAGUCAUCGAUGUCGACGAUAAUGAAGAAGACUUCAAUGAUAUCGCAGAAGAUGCAGGGGCUGAGGGUGAAACUGAAGAUGUGGAAAUGUUCGAACCAGUCUCAGACUCAUCAAAACUGACAUUUGAGAAGCACACAGAUGUUGUCUACUGCAUAUCUCUGCAUCCCUCUGGCCUGAAGAUGGCAGUCACCGGGGGACAAGAUGACAAAGCUUAUCUGUGGGACACUGAAACUGGAAACGUGGUUUUGGAAUGUAAUGGACAUAAAGACUCAGUGACAAGCGUUGCCUUUAGCUUUGAUGGUACUUAUGUUGCUACAGCUGACCUGAGUGGUUUUCUCAAAGUCUGGAAAGUCAGCAGCAGAGAAGAAGUGUGGUCUUUUGAAUGUGAUGAUAUUGAGUGGAUCCAAUGGCAUUCCCAUGCUCAUGUGUUGCUCGCUGGAACUGCAACUGGCCAAAUUUGGAUGUGGAAGAUACCAUCUGGAGACUGUAAGACUUUCACUGGCCUCAACAGUACAGUAACAUGUGGAAGAAUAUUACCUGAUGGUAAACGAUUGUGUGCUGGUUUUGAGAAUGGAAUGAUGAAGGUUAUUGAAUUGAAAGACCAGACAAGUUUGCACUCUUUGAAUGUUCAUUCUGAAUGUGUCACCUGUUUAGACUGUUACAGUGACAAUAAUCUGGUCAUCAGUGGUUCUUCUGAUUUAACCUGUCACAUUACAAAUAUCAACAAUGGCAAGGUUGUAUCUUCUGUGAUCUGUGAUAACAAUUCUAACAAUACCAACAUGGAUAACUCGGUAGAAUCAGUGGCUUUCUCCAAAACACAUCCUUGGGCUGCUGUUGGUACACUCGAUGGAACCAUAUACUUGUGGGACGUCCAGGCUGGAAAACUAAGGAAUAAAUGGCAAUUUGAUGGAUCUUUAGUGAAAUUAAAAUGGUUAGAGAACAGCCCACAGUUAUUCACUGCAGGCCUUGAUGGUAUCAUACGACUGUGGGAUACCAGAGACGGUUUACUGAGUAAACAGUGGCAUGGACACAGAGCUGCCAUCAUGGAUUUUGAAAUAUCAAGUGAUGGCUCCCUAAUAGGAAGUGUAUCUCAAGACAAAACAGCCAAGAUUUUCUCUAUGAAUUCUUCCACUUAAAAUUCCAAUGACAUUAUUUGGUUUGAAAUAGACACGAAACAAAAAUAAGAAAAAAAUAAAAUAGGGAACAACCAAACAAUUGCAAAUAAGAUGCAAAGAUUAAUUAAAUGUUUACUAUACAAUCACACAGAUACCAUGUACAAUGUAAAUGUGUGUGUAUAAAGAGAGAGAUGUGCAUGCUGGGCUUUCACACAACUUCCAUCUACCAAAUUCACUCAAGGUAUUUGUUGGCUUGGGGUUAUUAUAGUAGAAGAUGACAUGCCCAAGAUGCUGUGUAGUGUGAUUGAACCCGAAGACUUGUGGUUUGCAAAGUGAACUUCAUAACCACACAGCCAUGCCUCCACACAAAAACCCCAUUUCAAGCCUAGCUCUAAGAUGCCGGUUCAGCAAAACAGCCAUUUAGAUUCAGGUUUGCAAAGUAAAUAACAUCCACAAUGGAAAAGAAACAGUUUGUUUCUAUUAUGUGUUAGCUGUUCUGAACAAUUAAACGAAUAUUAAAGCAUAACCACAUGCUAUCAGCCUUUGUUCAUCAUCAAGCAGUGAGUGGCAUGAGUGGCUUGUUAAAUUUGUAUGCGACACAUUGACUCUUGAAAGAAUGAUUAAAAACACAUGGAAAGUUACAUGAAUAAAUUGUAUCUUUAUUUAAAAACCUUGAAACCUUCAGAUGAAGUCUAUAAAAAGAAACUUUUACAAUGGCUAACAAUAUUUUUUCUUUCUUUUUUUUUCUUUGUUUACUUGGCUAUUACAUGUCUAAAUCUGUAAGUCUAAGAAGAUAGAAUUAUUGCAUAUAAGUGUGUGUCUGUAUGUAUCUAUGUGUGUAUAUGUAAAAUCUAUGCAUAAUGUAAGAUAUCUAUGAAUAAAUUGAAAUAACAAUC